This is a messenger RNA of Spizellomyces punctatus DAOM BR117, 1102 nucleotides long. RefSeq lists its product as uncharacterized. The transcript has 4 exons. Gene Ontology annotation, cellular component: membrane. Bases 1 to 1002 code for a protein of 333 amino acids. Gene Ontology annotation, molecular function: G protein-coupled receptor activity. Gene Ontology annotation, biological process: G protein-coupled receptor signaling pathway. The record is from RefSeq and is a predicted model, not a curated record. Lineage: Eukaryota; Fungi; Chytridiomycota; Chytridiomycetes; Spizellomycetales; Spizellomycetaceae.
AUGGUGGUUAUUUUCGGGAUGGUUAUUGCGAACAUGCUUUUUGGCGGAUUUUCUGCGCCCAUAACCAUCUACAAUUCGAUACACGGGGAGUUUGCCUCGGCCAACUUUUGCGCGUUCGAAGGGUGGAGUGGGUUGGGGUUUGGAUCUGAGGCGGGGAUGUCAACUUUCACUAUCAGCAUCGAGAGAUAUCUGGUCAUUGUUAAGCAAAGACAAGUGACCGUCCCGAUCAUGAUCGUAAUGGCAAUGAUGACAUGGGUACCUGGUUUGUUCAUCGGGACAUACCCUUGGCUUACUGGACGAUUCGUCUUGCGGCCAGCCCAGAUCGCUUGCUCUGGGGCAUGGUAUACCCGCGAACCCCUGGCUCUAGCUCAUACCAUUUUCUGCAUCAUCAUGUUGAGUUCGACAAUGGUGCUGACGGUUGUAUUCUACGGGAAAACUUUCCUAGUCGUUCGAUCACAAGUUAAUGAGCUGAGCGGAAUGAUUAAGACUGAACUGAUGAUGUCUUCAAAUGGAAACAGUACGAUUGAUCAAUCGCAACAUGAACAAAUGGUGCCUGCGGCGGACGGUGGUGGGGGAUUUUGGGCGCGACUUAGGGAGAAUAUCAAAUUCUCAUUGAGUUUUUUUGGAAACGGGGACCUUGAUGACCAGGCAGAGGAGAAUAGCCAAGGUGCUCGCAGCAAACGGGUGUCCUUUACAAAGAAAAGCAUGACAAGAAAGCAAAAAACCCAGCGCUUGGAGAGAGAAGUUCUUCGGCGUUCCGUCCGUAUUGUCGGGCUGUUCAUGUUUGGAUGGUGCAUUCAUGCAACAAUGUUUGCAUACGAGGCAAUAUCUGGAAAGGCUUGCCCGUACGUUAUGGAUUUUUUUGGCCACACGAUGGUUAUAGUGGGUGCCGUCAUUCAGCCGUUCCUCCUGGUUCACGAUAACAAGCUCUUUGGUCGUGCGCUCUGCGAACAGUUAAAAAUUCCCCCGGCUUGGAUAGGCCUAUCACCACCCGGCAAAUAACUGCAUAUUAAGCGUCCAUUGAUUGCUUAAGAUGACCAUUCUUUUGAUUACUAUUAUUUUGUAGAAUUGUGUUUUAGAAAAUAAAUAUUCCAAUAGUAAG